Messenger RNA from Vitrella brassicaformis, 1692 nucleotides. The record is from the annotation of a GenBank genome assembly. NCBI's taxonomy places the organism in Eukaryota, Vitrellaceae.
CACAUUCAGGGUUCCUGAGUUCAUUCACUCCAUGCAUGUCGAUAUGGUCUUCACCAAAAAAGUCUCACAUGCCAAUCUGUCGACAUGGCUGUAAGUAUGUCUGUCUGUCUGUCCAUACAUUCACACGUUCAAGGCAGCCACGGGAAAAAGGGACCGACUUAUAAGAGAUCCACAUCAUCGCAUGAAAACCCUUCCCUCUUCCGCACCGCCGGCCGCCCACAAUCCAUCGCACAGCGAGCCGCAUACCUGACAGAACACGGACAGACGACAAAAGGGAAAAGAAACACGACCCUCAUUUCAAUUCCCCCUCUUCCCAUGAAAGGGAGUCGCCGCAUCGCACCUGGUGUGUGGUUGUGGUCUGUGCAGCUCGUCGCCUGUCAACCGAAGAGCAUCUGAAACUGCUCGUUCGUCAGGGCGUCGCGCAUGAGUCUGGUGGUCUGUGGGUGGCGGGAUGGCCCCCGCUCUCCGCGCACCGCCCUCUCCGUGGUCAGCACCGCCACCUCGAUGAGUAGGCCCUCCCUUUCCAGGUGCAGAUAGGCGGCAAAGUCAUGGCUCGCCUGGUCGCCGUGCAGGAACACCUCCCUGGUAUGUUGGACUGGGAGUGUGUUGCUGCACUUGGUCGCAAUGGUGUGGCGAUUGAGGACGGGGGGCGGCUGGCUCACCAACUCCAGGAAGGAUCCAGCGUCGGGCCCAUGAAUCGUCUUGCGGGUCGCGAUGCUGAGCUGCAUGGGGACCCAGUGAGGGAAGGGCACCAACCUGAAUGGACGAACAGGCAAAGGAGGGAGAGGGAGGGUGUAUGUGUGCGCUUUGGGGCUGCUCUCUGCUUGCCUCAUCGUGAUGGCAUCACUGAACGACGCGUAGGUGUCAUUAGUAAGUGCAAUGCCCACCACACAAUGAGGGCAGAGAAGCACUCCCAUCUCGCUAUGCGCUUGCUUACCUGUGCACGAGGGAUCAUUGCUGUUGAACGAGUUGCGAUCUCGCGGGCGGUCAUGCAGUCUGAUGGGCACACCGCCCAGCUGCCCAUCUUGCAGCACACCCGCGGCAGGCUGGUAAGGCAUGGCCUGUGCACCGCGAUACAGGCGAUGGCCGAACAGCAGAUACACCUUGAUGCUGUCGGGGAGGCGGCUGUAGCUGGGCGUCGAACGCACCCUCUCCAUGUCACUCGCCGACAGAGUGAGCGGCAGCGGCUCCUUCACACCUCUGCCGGACAAACCACACACACACACAUACACACACACACACACACACACACAUACACACACACACAGAGUGACAGUGAGCUCCGAUGCCAAUGUGCACUGUGUGAAAGCACUUACCCGCAGUGGUUGGCGAUGCGCACCCGCCAGGCCCACUCCUCCCACCCACGUAUCCUCUCCAGCAGGCACAUCAGGAACAACAGACAGCCCUCACCUGCCUCCGAUUCCACAGCAAAGACGUCACUCAGACGCCGCUUCUCGAGAAGACGGCUGAUCUGCCGCACAAGGAAGGCCGGGUUGACCAGCUGCCGGCCUCGGCGGUACGCGCAGCGGUAGGCCGCGAGUGUAUCUGACGUCGAAAGGCGGUCGCCAAUGGCUCCACGGGGGCCGUCAGGAAGCGUCGCAAUAUAGCAUGUUUGUAGUCCGACAGUCAUCGCGGCUUCUGGAGGGUUGCUUGGCCUUUCACAGAGCGCUCGCUUGUUGUCAACGAAGGAAG